This is a messenger RNA of Vitis riparia (riverbank grape), 1415 nucleotides long. Its product is annotated as zinc-finger homeodomain protein 1-like. Gene Ontology annotation, biological process: regulation of developmental process; regulation of DNA-templated transcription. The record is from RefSeq and is a predicted model, not a curated record. The transcript has a single exon. The coding region runs from base 382 to 1074 and encodes 230 amino acids. Gene Ontology annotation, cellular component: nucleus. Gene Ontology annotation, molecular function: DNA-binding transcription factor activity; transcription cis-regulatory region binding. Lineage: Eukaryota; Viridiplantae; Streptophyta; Magnoliopsida; Vitales; Vitaceae.
UAAACCCAAGGCCAAGAAAUGGGGAUGGGUUGAGGGCAAGAGAGGACACAAUCUCUCAUUCAGAAAUGGGAAGCAUAUGAAAACCUUUCAAGUAUAAGACACCCCUUUUCUGCAGGCUGGGAAUUGAUGGCCACACUCUCCUCCUGCUCUUAUCUUCUCUUUUGAAGCUCAUAGAAACACUCCACAUCAAAACAAAAACCUCUCUGUUUAUUUUUAAUUAUUAUUAUUACUACUACUACUGCUGCUGCUGCGGCUGCUACAUGGGAACAAGAUAUUAUCUUGGGUGAUGACGGUGGUGGAUCUGCUAUGUGGCCGGUGAUGUAGGAUGAUCAACAUACUUCUGUAGGAACUUGGAAUUAGGUAGAGAAAGUGGAGACAGAAAUGGAAUUCGAGGAACACGAAGAACAGGAGGAAGAUAUGGGGAUGGCUGUACAGGCCAGCUAUGAAUCGGUUGGAAACACGGCCAGGCCCAAAAUGGGUAGCGGUGGAGGGGAAGGUGCAUCCACCGUCAGAAAAGUCGGGAACAGCAGGUAUAGGGAGUGCUUGAAGAAUCACGCCGUUGGCAUCGGCGGCCACGCUGUAGAUGGCUGCGGCGAGUUCAUGCCUGCCGGAGACGAAGGAACCCUUGAUGGGCUACGGUGCGCCGCGUGCAAUUGUCAUCGCAACUUCCACCGCAAGGAGAGUGAGGGAGACACUUUAUACCACCAAUUCUCGCCUUAUUACCGAACUCCGGCGGGAUACCUCCACGUGGCGCCGUCGCAGUACCGGCCCUUGGCGUUGCCGUCGACGUCGGGAGGUGGAGGCCACAGUAGAGAGGACCAAGAGGACGUAUCGAACCCUAGCAGCUCCGGCGGUGGCGGUGGUGGUAGCGGAAGUUUGAAGAAGAGAUUUAGGACCAAGUUCACGCAGGAGCAGAAGGACAAGAUGCUGGCGUUUGCGGAGACGCUGGGGUGGAGGAUCCAGAAGCACGACGAAGCUGCUGUGCAGCAGUUCUGUCAAGAGACCAGUGUGAAACGCCAUGUUCUCAAGGUCUGGAUGCACAAUAACAAGCACACCCUUGGUAAGAAACCCUAAUUUCAUAUUCUCUCAUAGUUUUUCAUUCCACAUCUAUCACAUAUCAUCUUCAACCGCCGCUGCAUUUACACCAGCACUACCACCACAGCAGCCAAGAGAAAGGGAAUGGGAAAAUUCCAGUAUGAAAUUCGCUUGAAAUUUAUUAGUUAGGGUUUUUUUUUUUUUUUUUUUUAAUUUUUUUUUUUUGGGUUUUUAGUGUUUGAUUUUUACUUGUUUUCUCAGUGCUGAGUGUAGGAUGGGUAACAUUGAUCUGGCUUAAUCUUAGUACAUUAAUAUUGAUGAAGAGCCAUUGCUCCAACAUUUAUCUUCUUCUAAGUUCUAACCCUAGUUUGUUUGCUUAA